Messenger RNA from Argiope bruennichi, 4336 nucleotides. RefSeq names its product synaptic vesicle glycoprotein 2C-like. The coding region runs from base 142 to 2067 and encodes 641 amino acids. The transcript is spliced from 13 exons. Gene Ontology annotation, molecular function: transmembrane transporter activity. NCBI's taxonomy places the organism in Eukaryota, Metazoa, Arthropoda, Arachnida, Araneae, Araneidae. The record is from RefSeq and is a predicted model, not a curated record. Gene Ontology annotation, biological process: transmembrane transport. Gene Ontology annotation, cellular component: membrane.
GGCAGAACAGUUUCCAGGUGUGUCCGAUAAAUUCCCGAACGCUUCAAUCCGAGACGGUAUUCAAAAUUCUUCGUUCUCCUUCAUCGUAAAUGAAACUUUCCCUCCUUGCUUUCGCUGCUGAUAAACACGUGACACCUUUCCAUGACCUUGGAAACUCAGAAAGACGAUUCCGAAUGUGCCUAUCUCGUGCACGAGGAGUCUCUACCGGCAGGCACUUCUUACAAAGCUCCCUCUCCACCCACGAAAGACGUCGCCAGACUAUACAAAGCAGAGGAAGAAGAGGAUGGACCGACUCUGCAUUCCAUCGCAAAGUUCCAUGAACAUCUUCUGGAACAGGCUGGCUUUGGUGCUUUUCAUUUACUGGUGCUUCUUAUGGCGGGUCUAGGAUUGACAGCUGAUGCCGUGGAGCUUUUUGCAGUUGGCUACAUACUUCCCAGCGCUGAACACGAAUUGUGCAUGGAAGAAUAUCAAAAAGGAUGGCUAGGUACUAUAUCUUUUAUCGGCAUGAUGACUGGUGCUCUGAUUUGGGGUAUAAUGGGCGACCGCGUUGGUCGAAGGCGGACUUUGUUGACAGCUCUAGCAUGCAAUGGUAUCUUUGGUGUCAUAGCAGCAUUUAUGCCUACAUAUUCACUGCUAAUGCUAACUAGGUUCUGUAGUAGUGUUGGCAUAGGAGGAUCGCUACCUAUUGUUUUCACCUACUACUCCGAAUUCCUAUUACGCAAAAAUCGUGGAAGACAUUUGAGCUUCCUACUUGUUUUUUGGGCUCUUGGUGGACUUUUCGUCGCGGUCCUUGCCUGGGGAAUCAUUCCGCGAAGUGGAGCAACAAUAAUGGACACAAAACGACUUCAGUUUGGAAGAUGGAGGAAAUUCCUGCUCAUUUGCUCGAUACCAGCGAUUGUCUCUGCUGUUGGCAUAUCCUUCUUACCAGAAUCGCCACGCUUUUUGCUGGAGAUGGGAAGAAACAGUGAAGCAAUAUAUGUUUACAAACAGAUAUUUUCAUGGAAUCACUCCGUGAAAUCCGGAGAAGAAUAUCAGUUGACAGAGUUGGAGGUUCCUGGCAAGAGACCCACCGUCCAUGUUUCGAUUCCAUCCAAUAGAGGAAUUUUAAGAGAGAUGCUACGAUCGUUAGAAGGCUGCUGGAAUAAUAUCAGUGGUGUAUUUUCUUCGCCAUAUACCUCUUUGACUCUCCUUUUGUUGGUGGUUUGGACAACUAUGUCUUUUGGGUUUUAUGGAAUAUCAAUCUGGCUUCACGAAUACACGAAAGUCCUCGAAGACAACAGCUUCGUAUCUCGGACUGUUAAACAAGCCAACUUAGUCUAUGAGGAUAAAGUCUUCAACUCGACCAUCGAAAACAUGCAUUUCACAAAUAUAACUUUCACAAAUGUUCGAUUUGUCCAAAUUCUCAUUAAUCACUGUACAUUUUAUAACUGUUCUUUCAUCAACUGUACUUUCAGCAAUAUACGAACAAGCAGGACUUAUUUCAGAAACUGCGAAUUCCCCCAAACAGAAUUCCUCGAUACGGAUUUGUAUCCGUACAAGUUUCAGUCAUGUUCACUUAAUACUUCAAAUUUCUUUAAUAUCAAAGGUGGAUGCGAUAUAGACUUCGACGUCAAUUUUAAACUUUCCGAACUGUUCUAUGAGAACUUGUUUGCUCAACUUGCCAUCUUACCUGGAACGCUGAUAUCAUCUUUCAUACUUGAUAGAAUUGGUAGAAUCAAAACUUUAGGAAUUUCUUUGACGCUUACUGGUAUAAGCGUAGGAUUCUUAUGGUUUGCCGAAACAAAAGAAAGGAUAAUAGCGUUCGAAGCCACUUUUUCAUUUCUAUCGGUGUUUGGUUGGAAUGCGCUUGAUAUUAUGUCGACUGAAGCGUAUCCAGCAAAUAUAAGAGCAACAAGUUAUGGCAUAUUUGCAGCUUUGAGUCGCUUAGCAGCUAUUCUGAGCAACAUAACAUUCGGAAGUGCUGUUGAAGUUUCGAAACUAAUUCCUAUUGUUAUAUCCAGCGCUGUUCUAUUAGCAGGAGCCGUCUGUGUAACACGACUUCCAGAAACGAAAGAUUAUCUUGUAUAAUGCACAACAUAUAUGAAUAUGCCUUAAAUCAAAAAUCAAAGAUGCCAGAAAAUUCCACGUGAAAGUUUAGUCCAUUUGUUUUGAUGGAGCAGAAUAUCAGUUUCAGUUUUAUUUCGUCGACUCAUUGAGACAUCGUAGACAUUGUUGUAUAAAGAUAUCUGGUGAUGAUUGACAUUAUCUGCAAGACUGCUAAAAAUAUCAUAAAUCGCUAAUCGAUUUUUCAAGAAAUGUCUCCUUUUUGAUAGUACUGUUAUGUUGUUAAUACUUACGAAUUUAAUGGUGGUAGGGUGUAAAUACUUAGGGUGUUAACGGUGUUAAUGUGUGCUAUACUGACGAACUCGAGGUUAAGUAGUUUUUUAAAAAGUGGAAAAUGAAAGUCUGUGAUGUUGGUAAAGCUUGGAUUGUUGGACGAAGAAAGAAACGUGGCUAGACUCGAAACUCGAACUUCUGGGAUGGAGAUACUUCUUUAAAUAUCUUCUCAUCUAGAAUAUAAUCAUAAAUGUAUUAUAUUCCUUGAUAUUAGUUCCUUUGACAUAAGUUAAAGUAUUAUAAUGUAUUAAAAUAUGAUGCGUUAUUAAUUUAUUUAUUAUUGAUAAUAAGUAAUACUGAUUAAUUUAAUAUAAUAAAUAUUUCGGAAAUGCUACCUCAGAAAAGCGCAAAUGAAUCGAAACAUAUAAAAGUAACUAAAAUCCUAAAGCGUUCCAUGGAUGAACUAUAGACUUGAGGAAAUUUAUUUAACAAAGCGAUAUUCUUUGCAUAUUUUUUGAUAUGACAUUGUGUUUUACUUGAUGUAAAAUUGAGACUAUGAAAUUUUAAAUAAUAUCUGUAGGAAAUAAGAAUAGGGAGUCUGCAAAUGACAUUAUAUAGCUCAUUGCAUACGAAAAUAAACAACGAUGCCAUUUUUUUUUCUGCUUGUGCUUUAUGACAUAAAACAUUUGAUUAACAAUAAAGAGGCCUUAAGUGUCCUCUUAUCCUUAUGGUGUAAUCAGGGAAAAUGCUAGCCAUCUUAUAAACGAAAAUACAUUUCACUUAUUUUUCACUUAAUCCUUUUAAGAUGAGUUUGAUAGACUACAUAAUAGCAAAUGUCUUUUUAAAUUCGAAAAACUUAAAGAUGUUUAGCACUGAUGACAAAUCACAACCCACAACGACCUACCUACCCAUAAGGGUGUAAGACACAGGAAGUCGCCUGGGAGAAAGAUUGAUAUUUUUACAGCUCUUUCUGAAGAAUUCACAUAAAUAAAAGAGAAAAACAGUUCCAAAUUUUUUUUCUCCCUCUACAGCAUGUUUUAAUCGAUAUUUUGUUUCUAUGAUUCAUAUAAAACAUGUAGAACGGUAAAUAUUUUUAGCAAACGAGUAAUCUUUUUGUAACUUUCAAAUUAACAAAAUUAAUAAAUUUAUCCAAAAUGUUACAGAAAAUUCUACCUAAAUGAAUAGAAAAUAUGAUUUAAAACAUACUUGUAGUUAUUUAUGUAUAAAAUAUUUCACGAAAUUUGUCUCUAGGAAAAAAAAUUAGUAAAAACCAGAUGACUUGAAUUUUAUAUAUGCAUAUAAUUCAAAUUUAUAGUUACUUUCUAAAGUCCUGUAAAUUAAAUUGCUAAUGUUUUUUUAUAGUGAAAUAGCUAAUAAAUACAAAUAUUAUUCAAUUAAAAUUAUUCGCAGUAGUUGUAUAAGUUCAAGCUGGUAAAUAUUGAAUCGCCAAUACUUUGAUUCGUGGUAAAUAUUUCAGCAAUAUAUUGAUAUGUUUUCAGGAUACUGAACCAAUUUCAAAUUUUGCUACUUAUGAAGACAAUCAAAGUCAAUAAUUUCAUGUAAGAAUACUUAUAGAUGCGGUUUUAAAUCAUUUGUUGAAUCUUAUUUUUUAGAUUUAUAUAUGUCCAUGAUUAUUAUUUAGACAUCAGCAAUUUAUUUCUUGUGAACUUUAUGUAGAUUUAUAUAUGUCUUUGUUAUUAUUUAUAUGAAACAUAUAAAGUAUUAAACGCACAUAGGUAAUGGGGCAUUAUAUAGACAUCAACAAUUUAUUUCUUGUGAACUUUAUCGUUUAUCUUUUGUAAUUUAAGUAAGAAAUUUGUGUUGGCUAUUUUUAUUUGUGAUAUUUUAAUAAUUAUAUGUUGAAACGACUAUUUUGACGGUAUACACUGUUCGUAAAAUAUCAUGUUAACGUCCAAGUUAAUUGUUUUACCGGCCAUUUUUCAAAUGUUGUUAGUGUCGUAAUAUGUGUCUGUUAUAUCUCUUGCUUUAGCGCAUCAAAUAAAAGAUAGUUUUUGACUGA